UCGAGCGCGCGUUGCCUGAGCAACCGGCUCCUUACUUCCGCUCUGAGAAGAAUCAGGAACUAAUCCGCCCUCUCCAGCUCAGGAUAUUGGGGUUGAGCUUCCUGGGUCAGACGCUGCUGCCUGCGUUGUGAUCUGGGAGCCCAGACUGAGCAGCUGCUGCUUCCCCGGUGGGGUCUGGGCUUGGAAGUGACUUGGAGUGAAGCUUCCUCUGUGCCCAGACAAAGUGAGGACUUUCUCCAGUUGUAAUUAGCUCCAUGGGCCAGCUCUAGGCUCUGCCCACACCAACAUCUGAGCCAGAUAUUCCAGGUGAAUGAGGAUGGUGAAUGAGACCAUGGAUCAGAAUCCUCAGCAGGAAGAUGAGGAAGUGGAACCACAUGGAGUGUUACUGCAAAGAUGCAAAGAGAGUGUGUCCAGGAGUUGUGAGCAGGAAAAAGCCUGUGAGAGUCAGUACUGGCCAGAGAAGCAGCAGGGAAACCAACCAAUGCAGAAAACUGGUCAAUCUGUUAAUUAUCAGGGAAAUCAGAAAUACAACAAGAAUACCAUGGCCCAGCAGGUUAUCCUCAAGGGAGAGAGAAAUAACACAUGCACUGACUGUGGGAAAAAGUUCAGUAAGCGAGCACAUCUUAUUAUCCAUCAGAGAAGCCACACAGGGGAGAAACCCUAUGAAUGCUGUGAAUGUGGGAAAACCUUCGCUCAGAGCUCAAACCUUACUACACAUAAGAGAAUCCACACAGGAGAGAAACCCUAUGAAUGCUGCGAGUGUGGGAAAUCCUUCACUGAUCACUCAACCCUUAUUAGUCAUCAGAGAAUCCACACAGGGGAGAAACCCUAUGAAUGCUGUGAGUGUGGGAAAUCCUUCUCUCGGAGCUUACACCUUAUUCAACAUCAGAGAAUCCACACAGGAGAGAAACCCUAUGAAUGCUAUGAGUGUGGGCAAACCUUCGCUCAGAGUUCACAGCUUAUUAGACAUCAGAGGAUCCACACUGGGGAGAAACCCUAUGAAUGCUGUGAAUGCGGGAAAACCUUCACGGGUAGUUCAAACCUUAUUAGUCAUCAGAGAAUCCACACAGGGGAAAAACCCUAUGAAUGCUAUGAGUGUGGGAAAACCUUCACUGAUAGCUCAACCCUUAUUAGCCACCAGAGAAUCCACACAGGGCAGAAACCCUAUGGAUGCUGUGAGUGUGGGAAAACCUUCUCUUGGAGCUCAGCUCUUAUUCAACAUCAGAGAAUCCACACAGGGGAGAAACCCUAUGAAUGCUGUGAGUGCAGGAAAACCUUUUCUCAGAGCUCAGCCCUUAUUCAACAUCAGAGAAUCCACACAGGGGAGAAACCUUACGCAUGUUGUGAGUGCGGGAAAACCUUUGCUCAGAGCUCAAAACUUAUUAGACAUCAGAGGAUCCACAGAAGAGAGUGACCCCAUGAAUUUUAUGAAUAUGGCAAGUUCUUAUAUCUGAACACAGCCUUUAUUUAUCAUUAGAGAUACUGCAAGGGAGAUAGACCAUACAAACCCCGUCUAGAGCUGAGAAAAGAUUGUUUUCCUUUCACUAAUUCCCACAUAGUGAAAUUUAAGGCAUAAUUUGCGUCCCUGUGAUCUUUCAGUUCUCCCAGAUGAGUUGUCUGCUUUUCCCUGCUGUAGCACAUCCUCCCUUGGGGAGAACCCCAGAGUCUUUAUGAUCAACUGCUUUGUUCUAUGUUGUGGAAGUGUGUCUCCCUCAAACAAGAAUGUCUGUCAACUCCAGGUGGGGGAACCAGGAGUGACCUCAACUAGGGACAUGGAGGUUUAAUGUACUUGGGCCUUGAUUCCACUAGGAUUUAGCUAGCUUCAAUUAGUGAUCUUGAUAUAAAAACAAAGUUUUUUUCAAUUAAAAAGAUAGUCUAUUUAUAGUGGUUAUGGUAAUUUAGCAAAUUUUGUGAAGACUUGACAUAACAUCCAUCACUUUUCCUAGUGUAAACAAAUUUGGUGCAUCCCAUAUAUACUUUUCCUCCCACUGCAAAGCAAUUGUUGGUCACCACAUUCCCCCACUAUGGACAGAUUGUCUGAUUCCCAGUUGUUUUCACAUUGCACUGGGUUCUGUUAAACGUUUUUGUACCAUUUUUCUCAUUUUAAAUGUAUAUAAAUAUAACAAAGAGAAGGAGCAGGAUUAGGGAUAGGAAAAUAAGUUUUUUCAACCUCCAUGACACCUGAAGAAGAAGUGGUGAGUCGCAAGGAUUCCCCCUUUCCGAAUUACUCCAGCAGUGUUUUUCUCUUUGAGCCAGAAUUUAUGUUUUCCACUUUCUACACCUCCACCUCUCACUGUGUCUUAUGAUUCAGUGUUCUCAGCCCUCUGCUUGGGAAUAACACUUAGAUUUGAUCCUAAAACAUAGUGAUUUAGGGCCUGAGAUGAAAGUGUCACAGACCUGGAAGGGGAAUUUGAAUGGAUCUCAAAUGCAGUAUAAUCAUUUGGAGUUCAAAUCUCAGUUUCCAACUAUUGGCAAAGCCUCUUCUCAGAUUUUUCCUAUUGAGAUGGAAUUGUUUGCAGAUGGAGAGGUUGGUUUUUUCCCCCAUUAUGAUGAUGCUAGAAGUUUUGUAAAUGAUACAACUCAAUAGUAACGAGUGAAGCAGGUUUCAAUGGAUCAAAAGAGAAUGUAAUGGGAGAAUCUCUUGUCUUGAUUCUGAGUCAUCACCUUUAACUUGCUCUGGAAUUUCUAGUUAUAUGAAACUGGAUGUAUCUUAUACCUCUCUCUGUUGUGGGUUUUUCCUCUUUUUUGAGGGCCAUUUGGUCCCAUAACCAGAUAUUAGUUUGACUUGCCUGACUAUAGCUCAGAUUGAUUGGGGACUUUGACAAAAUGACAAUUUAUUCAAAUAGUCUUUUCUUAUUUUAUUUUUGCUUUUCCCUGCCCCCUCCGUGAUGAGAAGGAGAAACUUCAAGUGCAGUUCAAUCAAACAGGAGAGAAUACUCCAAGCUUUUGGACAUGCUGCCAACUGUUUUUACAUCUCCCAUCUGAAAUGGUGAACAACAGCACACCCCAAAUUGUGCAACUAACUGAAAUAACUGGAUACAAUCAGAGUGUUGUUCAGCUGUUUAGGUCAAUAUUGUCUCUCAUGAUUUGGGGAGAGAAGUCCACAGUAAGUGACUAGGAACUAGGCAAAAGGUACAUGUGUUUGUUUCCCAAGGCAAUUCUGACCCAGGCUCUUGUGACAGACUAUAUCCCAGUGCUCACACCCUACACACUCUUGCAGUAAUUUUAGUACAAGGCAUGGAGACAUUACACUCCAUAUCCUUUAUGAAAAUAUGCUUAUGAUAUGGAUAUGACAUAACUGAGAUAUACUUUCUGCAGAUGGCUCAUGGAAGAUAUCAUUUGAUAGGUUAUGAUUUACUGAAUGUGAUUAUCCAAUGUGUAUGCAUGUAUCAUUUCUGUAUCUAAAGUUAGGAAUAUCAACUAUGUAAUAAUUACAACUGGGAGUGUAUUGGGAAGACACCCACCAGAUGAUAGGCCAUCAGAUUUGAUGGGCCAUUAGGAAGACACAACAAGACUAUAAAGAUACUAAUCUCUCUCCUUCCUGGGAUGUAGCUGUGACGGUGCUAGAUCAGGUGGUCUUGUCUCCUGAUACUAAACAUUAUCUUGGACUUCUUGUAACUUUCCACUACAAGGAGAAGGAGUGUCAAGUUUGGGAAGCAAAAGAUUCCUGGUUUAUGUAAAUCUUAGGGAAGGGUGGGGAGGAGGGCAAACGAGAUUCUCCUCCAUUGCCUUCCCAAGAAGGAGGACUGCUGAAAGUACCUGGAGGAACAAAGGAACUGACCUGAAGGGAAAGGCAGGGGAGAGUCCAGACUGAGGCAGG
Messenger RNA from Trachemys scripta elegans, 3820 nucleotides. Its product is annotated as zinc finger protein 501-like. The transcript has 3 exons. Gene Ontology annotation, molecular function: DNA-binding transcription factor activity, RNA polymerase II-specific; RNA polymerase II cis-regulatory region sequence-specific DNA binding. Gene Ontology annotation, biological process: regulation of transcription by RNA polymerase II. Lineage: Eukaryota; Metazoa; Chordata; Testudines; Emydidae. The coding region runs from base 311 to 1414 and encodes 367 amino acids. Gene Ontology annotation, cellular component: nucleus. The record is from RefSeq and is a predicted model, not a curated record.